Phialemonium atrogriseum is the source of this 1623-nucleotide messenger RNA. RefSeq names its product iron transport multicopper oxidase FET3. The transcript is spliced from 5 exons. Gene Ontology annotation, molecular function: ferroxidase activity; copper ion binding. Bases 1 to 1623 code for a protein of 540 amino acids. Gene Ontology annotation, cellular component: high-affinity iron permease complex. Lineage: Eukaryota; Fungi; Ascomycota; Sordariomycetes; Cephalothecales; Cephalothecaceae. The record is from RefSeq and is a predicted model, not a curated record. Gene Ontology annotation, biological process: cellular response to iron ion starvation; reductive iron assimilation.
AUGCUGACCUCAACCUCCCUUUCGCUCUUGCUACUGUCUGUGGCUUCCAUAUCCGUGGCCAAGACGGUCAGCUACAACUGGGAUGUCUCAUGGGUUAGAGCUGCGCCCGAUGGCUUCGCCAGGCCCGUCAUCGGUAUCAAUGGAAAAUGGCCCUGCCCGCCUAUCAUCGUCGACGCCGGAGAUACAGUCGUCGUCAACUUGAACAACCAUCUCGGCAAUGAGACCACCGGUCUUCAUUUCCACGGUAUCGACCAGAUAAACACCGCGGACAUGGACGGACCUAGUGGUGUCACCCAGUGCCCCGUCCCUCCCGGUUCAUCCGUCACUUACAGCUUUGUGGCCGAUUCUCCAGGAACAUAUUGGUAUCAUUCCCAUAACAUGGGCCAAUACCCCGAUGGCCUCCGUGGCCCGUUAAUCGUGCACGAUCCCAACGAUCCAUACAAGGGGCAAUACGACGAGGAAGUGAUUCUUACCAUCUCCGACUGGUAUCAUAGCGAAUCCAUCUUCCUUGUCCGGAACAUGCUACAGCCAAACAACACCAUCUUCCUCCCUCCGUUUCCGGAUACGAUCCUUGUGAACGAGGGGGGAGAUGGCAAGAUCAACUUUGUCAAGGGCAAGAACUACCGCAUCCGCAUCAUCAGCUUCAGUGCUUUCGCAUCGGCCUUCCUCCACUUUGACUCUCACACGAUGCAAGUCAUUAUGAACGAUGGCUCGUAUGUUCAGCAGACGCAGGCAUACCAGCUGCGUAUAUCUCCUGCGCAGCGGUAUGAUGUCCUCAUUUCUGCCAUUGACCGGGACAACCGGAAUUAUCCGUACCUUGUGUCUUUGGAUAUCAACAGGGACUACACGAAGCCGGACCCUGUCUUCCCACAUAAUUUCACCGGUCAACUGGUGAUGGAUCCUAACAAGCCGUUUACCACUGACGUAGUCAGUGUCUGGAGACCGGUUGACGAUGCGCACUUUCAACCCCUUGAUGGAGUGGCAAGGUAUGAGCCAGUGACUACAACCAUCGUGUUAGACUUUGAGUUCUGUUUCGACAAGAACGGCAUUCCUCGCGCCUGCUUCAACGGCAAGCCCUAUAUCCCUCAGAAGGUGCCCACACUCUACACGGCGGCAACCACGGGAGAUUCCAACACCAACCCUGCAGUCUACGGCGACGUGAACCCUUUCGUUGUCUCCUAUGGCGAGGUUGUCCAGAUUGUGGUCAACAACAAGGACCCAGCCAUCCACCCCUUCCACAUGCACGGACACCAAUUCCAGGUCCUGGACAGGCCACACAGCGAUACCGGCAUCUGGCCAGGCCGGGGCUCCGGCAACGCGCAGCCGCCCAGACGCGACGUGGUCCACGUGAUGGCCAACUCGUAUGCCGUGCUCCGGUUCCGGGCCACCAACCCGGGCGUCUUCCUCUUCCACUGCCACAUCGAGUGGCACGUCGAGAUGGGCCUGACCGCGACCAUCAUCGAGGCCCCCGAGAAGCUCCGCGGCCUCGCCUUCCCGGCCGACCACAUCAACAACUGCCAGAUCCAGAGCAUCCCCUUCUCCGGGAACGCCGGGGGCAACACGGCCAACUUCACCAACUUCUCCGGCUUCAACACGGACCCGGACCCGGUUUAUAACGGGUGA